Messenger RNA from Debaryomyces hansenii CBS767, 1152 nucleotides. It is a transcript of the gene CDC73, whose product is annotated as Cdc73p. The transcript has a single exon. The coding region runs from base 1 to 1152 and encodes 383 amino acids. Gene Ontology annotation, molecular function: RNA polymerase II complex binding. Gene Ontology annotation, biological process: transcription elongation by RNA polymerase II; positive regulation of transcription elongation by RNA polymerase II. Lineage: Eukaryota; Fungi; Ascomycota; Pichiomycetes; Serinales; Debaryomycetaceae. Gene Ontology annotation, cellular component: Cdc73/Paf1 complex. The record is from RefSeq and is a predicted model, not a curated record.
AUGAGUAGUACGGACAUAUUACAACAUUUACGAGAAACAACGGUUAAUAAGGAGCCUAUAACGUUGCUUAAAGGCGAUGGAGAUAAUCAAAGUGCAACAGAAUCAAUAAAAGAAGCUAGCCACGUAAAAUUUGGAGUUUCAGAGAAUAUAUACUCAUUGGACGAGCUCACCAACUUCUAUAAUGAAGAUAAACAACAAACAUUGAAAGCGGUGAUAUUUUGUUGGUUACAUGAUAAGUCGUCGAUUGUUGACUAUAAGAAUGAAUGCUUGGACUAUGGCAUUGCAGACUUCAAAUUCUUGGUAAAAACCGAAUUGACCACCUGGUUGAAUGGUAAUUCAGAUACAUGUACUUUCAUUAGAAACGAGGGGACUAACAAAAGCACCGGUGCUAGUUCGAGUUCUAAUGUUGGUAGCGCAAGUAAGGCCGAUGCGGUAGACAGCAAAAAGCACAAGUUGGACGACCCCCAGAUCGACCGUAUCUCGCAACAUGAAAAGGAGUCUAUAGAUCAUAAUGCUGCGUUGAGAGGAUCCAAGAAUAUCGACUUUGGUUACCUAGUAUCAGAUGCGAAGAAAUUUAUCAGCCAGUUGAAACGUGCUAAACCAUCCUCAUCAUCCACGCAAAACGGUUCUAAAUCUAACGGCCCUGGUGCUCCAAAGAAGCAGCCCAUCAUUAUUGUUUCUCCCGCCAGUACUUCUUUAAUAGCAUUGAAUAACAUCAAAGAAUUUCUUGAAGACAGUAAAUUUGUCGAGCCUAGUGCGUCGUCAAACAAGAAGCCUGCAAACGGUAUUGUUACUAUUCAUCAUAAGUCAGAAAGAUUGAUAUCUUCUGCCCAGAACAUUAUGGUUGUUGAUAAUGUUGAUAUGUUCACUAAGCCAGAAUACUGGGAUCGUGUGGUUGCAAUCUUCACAACUGGUCAAACUUGGCAAUUCGCUAAAUAUAAAUACUCAAAACCUGAACAUUUAUUUCAGAGAUACGCUGGUUUUUACGUCAGUUAUCACGGGGAUGUGACCCCGAAACAAAUCAAGGACUGGAACGUAACUGAAUUGAAGAUUGAUAGAAGUGAUAAGAGAUUUAGAGAUAAAAUGGUCGUAAGAGACUUUUGGGCGGAUAUUGAAAAGGUCUUGAUUGCCAAGGGAUAUGGUAAGCAAUAA